Messenger RNA from Penicillium brevicompactum, 987 nucleotides. Its product is annotated as isopenicillin N synthase family dioxygenase. Bases 1 to 987 code for a protein of 328 amino acids. NCBI's taxonomy places the organism in Eukaryota, Fungi, Ascomycota, Eurotiomycetes, Eurotiales, Aspergillaceae. The transcript has 3 exons. Gene Ontology annotation, molecular function: dioxygenase activity. The record is from RefSeq and is a predicted model, not a curated record.
AUGUCACCGGUUAUCGAUCUUUCUCUUCUUAAGGGCACCCCUGAGGAAAAGGCUGCUACCUCCGCAGCCCUCUUGCAAACCCUCAAGACCCGGGGAGUGGCCCAACUGAAGAAUCAUGGUCUCCCGGAGAAGCUCAUCUCGGACAUGUUUGACUACACGCGUCGGUUCUUCUCGCUUUCACUAGAAGACAAGAUGACGGCCAAGCACCCUCCCCAAGCCAACCCCAACCGCGGGUACAGCUUUGUGGGACAAGAAUCAAUAUCCUCGAUCAGUGGCUAUGAAAAGGGGCUUCCUCAGGGACAGUCAGUUCGUGACAUCAAGGAAACCCUUGACAUCGGCGCGGCAAACGACGAGCUUGUGGAUAAUAUUUGGAUUGCUGACGAAAAGCUCCCUGGAUUUCGAAAGUUUAUGGAAGAUUUCUACACAAGCUGCUUCAAGGUGGAGCUAGAGAUCCUCGAUGCUCUGGCCCAAGCCCUUGAUAUUUCCUCAUCCGAUCUCAGAGCUCUGCACAGCAAGGCCGAGAACGAGUUCCGUCUCUUGCAUUACCCCACCAUUCCUGCAUCAGAGCUAGCCGAUGGAACGGCAACCCGGAUUGCCGAGCACACCGACUUUGGCACCAUCACGAUGCUGUUCCAGGACUCUACGGGUGGUCUACAAGUCGAAGAUCAGCAGAACCCCGGUGUUUUCCGAGGUGUAGAGUCUGGAGGCAAAUCGGAGAUUAUCUUGAACAUCGGCGAUUCCUUGCAGCGCCUGACUAACGAUACUUUCCGUGCCGCGUGCCACCGAGUGACCUACCCGCCGACUGUAAAGGUGGGAUCGGACGAGCUGAUUCCCGAGCGUUACUCCAUCGCAUACUUUGCAAAGCCAAAUCGCAUUGCAUCACUCUUCCCUUUGAAGAAGUUCAUCACCCCGUCAACGCCAUGCAAGUACGAGGACAUCACAGCUUGGGACUACAACAAUCUGCGAAUCGCGAAGCUAUUCUCCUAA